AUGGAAUCAAGCGUUCUAGAAUGCAUCGGUGUAGAGAUAAUCGGAGUAAUGUCACCGGUAUCAAUCUGCAUGUUCCUCGUCGUCCUCCUCGUUUACUCACUUUCCACUUCCUCCUCCCCUGAAACCACCAUCACCACCGCCGCAAAUCUCGUCUACGCCGAAAACCCCUCCGACACCACCGCACAAAAACUCGAAGGCGCAGUUCUAAACGCCGUCGUUUUCGUCAUCCUAAUCGCAAUCGUAACUUUCCUUCUCGUUCUCCUUUACUACUAUAACUGCACUUCCUUCCUCCGUAACUACGUUCGUUUCUCCGCUUUCUUCGUUCUCGCUUCUAUGGGCGGAUCCAUUUUCCUUUCACUAAUUCAACGUUUCUCAAUUCCGUUAGAUUCAAUUACUUGUUUCAUUCUUCUCUUCAAUUUCACUAUUAUUGGUGUUCUUUCAAUUUUCGCUUCUGCUAUUCCGAUUAUUCUUCGUCAGUGUUAUAUGGUUUGUUUAGGUAUCAUCGUUGCCGCGUGGUUCACGAAGCUUCCUGAAUGGACCACGUGGACGCUUCUUGUUGCUCUUGCUGUUUAUGAUCUUGUUGCUGUUUUAGCUCCCGGUGGUCCGUUGAAGCUUCUCGUUGAUUUGGCUUCUAGCCGGAACGAGGAGCUUCCUGCUCUUAUCUAUGAAGCUCGCCCUACCGUUGCCCCAACCGGUAGGGCUGCUGCAUUAGGGUUUUUGGUUGCCGGAGUUGCUGAAUCAGAAUCAUCGUCGAUUGAGCUUCAGGUAGUCCCCACUGAGAAUCAUAGUAAUAGUAAUACUCAUGCUGCUGGUAGUGGUGGUGGUGGUGGUGGUGGUGGUGGUGAUUCUGUGGCUGUUGUUAGGGUUGACGAUUUUCUAAAUGAUGAAGGGGAAAGAUCACCAUUGGUUGGUAACGCGAUUCGCCACGAGGAAAGGUCUCCACUUGUUGAGGUGAUGAGGAAUGAGAGAGAAAUGGGGACAAUGAGGAGGGAAGAAGUUGAGGAAGUUGCUGAGAGAGGGAUUAAGCUUGGACUUGGUGAUUUUGUAUUCUACAGUGUUCUUGUGGGUAGAGCUGCAAUGUAUGAUCUCAUGACUGUUUAUGCUUGUUAUCUUGCAAUUAUAUCUGGACUUGGUUGCACUCUUAUUUUGUUAUCGGUUUGUCGUCAUGCUCUGCCUGCUCUUCCGAUUUCGAUUGCGUUGGGUGUGCUUUUCUAUUUCUUGACUAGAUUGUUAAUGGAACCUUUUAUUGUUGGAACUGCUACAAAUUUGAUGAUGUUUUGAGUCUUAUGAAAGUGGGAUUGACAAGGAAUUUUAUGAUGAGGUUAGGGUUUAGAUUUGUAUGUACUAGUGCUUUUGUUGACAAGGAAUUUGUGAAUGUAGUUAAGAGAUAGUGCUUCAUGAGUCUUAUUGUCCUUUGUAGUAACAAUACUUGUUCACAUCUUCUUGUUAUUUUGAGCUGAUUGUUUAGUAACUAAUGGUCAUAAAUCAUCAAACUGCAAGUUUGAAAUGCAA
Messenger RNA from Trifolium pratense (red clover), 1512 nucleotides. Its product is annotated as presenilin-like protein At1g08700. Gene Ontology annotation, biological process: protein processing. The transcript has a single exon. NCBI's taxonomy places the organism in Eukaryota, Viridiplantae, Streptophyta, Magnoliopsida, Fabales, Fabaceae. Gene Ontology annotation, molecular function: aspartic endopeptidase activity, intramembrane cleaving. Bases 1 to 1281 code for a protein of 426 amino acids. The record is from RefSeq and is a predicted model, not a curated record. Gene Ontology annotation, cellular component: nucleus; membrane.